Molecule: messenger RNA, 5298 nt
Organism: Tribolium castaneum (red flour beetle)
Lineage: Eukaryota; Metazoa; Arthropoda; Insecta; Coleoptera; Tenebrionidae
Exons: 3
Coding region: 231-1019 (262 amino acids)
Molecular function (GO): GTPase activity; GTP binding
Source: RefSeq, a predicted model, not a curated record
AAGCCGUUUCAGCACGCUUUCCUUUCAGUUGUACUUUUGCAGCGCUGUGAUAUUGGCUCACGGAGCUUGAAGUGCAUUUUGCGACUCGACGCUUGUGAGUUGCUUUUGCCAGUGAUUGCCUCAAAACCAUCAAAGGGACCAGAUGCCUCUCCUGUAGACCAUCCACCACAUUUCCACCCUCCAACAUGCUGAAAUGAAGGAAUAAGCGCCACCCCUCGGCUCCACCCCCAAUGAACAACAACGGCACGACCAUGUCCGACUACGAGCGCAUCCGCCUGGUGAUCCUCGGCGGAGCCGGCGUCGGCAAAAGCUGCAUCAUCAAGCGCUUCCUGAUGAACACCUACUCGGACAAGUACCGCAGUACCAUCGAGGACCUCUACAACCGCGAGUACGACCUCGGCCACAUGACGCUCAAAGUGGAUAUCCUGGACACGGCCGGAGAUAUGCAAUUCCCGGCGAUGAGGAGGCUGUGUAUCGCCACAGCUCACGCGUUUCUCCUGGUGUAUGCUGUGACGUCGGCGCCGUCGUUUGACUGCAUCAAGCAGUGUUUCGAGGAGAUUAGGGAACAGAGGGGAGACUACCAGGAAAUACCCAUCGUGGUGGCCGGGAAUAAGCUGGACUUGACGUCCACGCACAGGGAGGUCAGGAUCGAGGAUGUGUCCGAAUGGGUCUACUGCGAGUUGCCCAAGCUGAGAGUGAAAGUGCUAGAGUGUUCGGCAAAGGACGACAUCAACAUCAAGGAAAUAUUCCGUUCGUUUCUGACGCUCUCGAGGAUAUUUCCUCGAGAUACCGAAGAUUCCAGCGGCUUGAAACGCCGAUCCAGCGCGUACGUUUCAGCGAGCAAAGGGGCCAGAAGGGCGGCCAGUCCAGCCCCCGAAAAGGACAAACAGGGCGGCUCAUCGGAGGCCAGAGAGACGGCCAAACCCAGGUCGAGGUCCCUCAUACGGAGGGCCAGCAGGAAGACUAAACAGCAGAUCAGGGACGCGCAUAACGGCGUCGAGGAGUGCACCGUCUCGUAAAGACUUUUGUGGAGAAAGCUCGAGAUGGUUUGCAACCGCACAAUGUAACGAAUUUUACUCUAAGUGUAUCCUGUAUCAAGGUUUAGCAUUACAAGCCGUCCCAACUGAAAAAUCCUCCUCAGUGUAGUGUGUCUUGUUCAAAGUGUUUAUUUACAUCGGGUCUACAUGCAUGACUGUUUCAGUUGGCAAUACUGAAGUGGCGAAACUGCCAAAUAUCUCACCAGUGUUGCUUGCUAACUCAAACAAUCGUUCGCAACUCUCGUACUCCCGAUAUAUCAACAAAAAAUAGUCGGAGAUACAGCGUGUGCCAGCAUUAUUGACCUUCAAUAUCACAAAAUCAAUAACCAAGGUUCACAAUUUUUUGGACACACUUUGUAAAUGUGCGUAAUCAUACUCAUACACGGUGACUUUUUAAAACGAGCCAAAUAAAAUGUAAGUUUGAAAAUCCCGAAGGACUAGAGAUCCAUUUUUAUAGACAAAGGGACACGUUUUGGUGGACUUUUCAAAACUGUAACACCCUCUUUGAAAUUUAAACAACCCUCUGCAUAUUUAAGUGAUUUGUCCCCACUUAUGAUACAGACUGAUCCAGAAAUACUGAGUCUGUUGGCAACACAUUUGAAAGUAUUUGUGCUCGUAAUUUGCAACACUGUAACCGAAUUCGAUUUCUCUUGACAAUUAUUUGACGUACAACCCCACAAGAAUGUUAAAUUGUUGUUAACUGGAAGAGUACCCCAUUGGUAUCCUUAAAAAUUUAAGUCCAGUGUUGCCAACAGACUCAGUAUUUCUGGAUCAGUCUGUAGCUCAAAUGAAAGUUAAAAAUUCUCUAAUCAAUAUAUCAGGAGUUGUGUAACUGUUGAUAAGCUUUACAAAAGACGCUAAAAUUAACAAUUUUAGCUGAAUGAAAAAUAUUGAUAAUGAAUGAUAAUAUUGAUAAUGAUAAUUUUUUUAGUUGGGAAUAAUUCUUACAGAAAAAGAACUAGUUUAUUUUGUUUAUAUUAUGGAAUUUAUUAAUUUGUUUCCUACAGGGUGAUUCAAAAGUCUUGGACUUUUUCUUGAGUAGUGAAAAAGAAUAUCAAAUGGAGUUAAAAGUUCCUAGGGCAUAAAAUUGUUUGAGCUUUUUUUCACCAGAUGUAGCUCGCCAGAGUUAGAUUUGUAGUUUUUGGAAUUGUAGAUCAAAUUUUGUUGUUUAUUUGUUUUUAUUUGCGAAAACGUCACAUCUUAUAACACUAAAGAUAGAUUUCUGUUUAAAAAAAUCACUAAUUAUAAUACAGGCUGAUUCAAAAGUGACGGACAAACUCUCAUAUAGUGAUAAAAGACGUUCAGUUAAGCACAAAAAUGAAGUCAGAUUUUUUCAUGCAACUUAAUUUUGCUAAUUUUUUUAAGUUCUUUUCUUUUUUUUGUUUCCUCUAGUGUCGAAUUUAAUGUAUCGGCAAAUUUUAAAAAUUUUUAAUUGUUUUAUACAGCAUAAGACAUUAAAUGUUGAGGUAUUUGUUCAAUGUUGUAAGAGCUGUCUUUUCCCGCAAGCUAAAGUCAAAAAAUAUGAUCUGAAUUUAACUGUGAAGAGCUAUAUCUCGUGAAAAAAGGCUCAAACAAGUUUUUGACAUAAGAACUAGUAAUUCACAAGUCUUUUGUCAGCACCCGAGAGACUGUCCGAUACAUCUGAAUUACCCUGUAUAUAAAUUAAAUACAACAUCAUUGGAAACAAAAGAACAACAAUUAAAACGGUUGCUAAGGAAAACAAAUGCCAAAAUAUAUUAAAAAUUAAUCUAACUUUAGUUAUACUUCAACACUAUCAAAAUUUCCUGUAUAAAGUAGUUUUGACAACAUCCUUACUGCGAAACGUCAGAUUAUUACUUUUAACAGAUGAUUUAACAAUUCAAUUGAGUGCCCGAUUUAUAGUCGGUAAAUAAAUGACUAUUUUAAGCUUUGUUGGUCGUUCCUCAUCACCAUAUGAUAUUAAACAAUUUCUUUAUCAACUUUCUUGAGUAGAUAAAAUAGCACUUUAACCGCAAGGGUAUAUUUUUAAAUUUAUUUUAGUCAAUUAAAUUAUCAAAUUCCAACAUAUUAAUUUAUUUGCAGAGUUAAAAAUUAAAAAAAAUAUUGUAUUAUACACGACGAUAAAGAUUGUUUAUCUACUCGUGAAAAAGUCCACUCGUGACUUCAUCACACUUGAACUUAACCUUUUCACUCGUAAAUAAAACCAUCUCUUUAUCGUCUUGUAGAAUAAAUAACUAGUAUACCAUGUGAUCAUGUGAAUUUAUAAUUAGAGUUGAUUUUAUCAACUUCUUAAUUCGGAUAAAAUCGUGAUAAUUAAUCAAGCUUAAGUGUCUAAUAAUAAGGUUUCGAACGGUAACAAUUAAUUAGAUUUUUUUUUCUCAGUUUGCACUUGUUUAUCAUUUAUCAAUCACAAAGACAGAAAACCGCCUACUCUGAUUACAAAUUCAAAUGAUGGCAUGGUAUUUCCUACUGUAGAAAUUAAUAAAAAAUUUAUUUUAAAUUUUACCUUGUUCCUUUUUUUUCACUUUUUAGACACCUAACUAAAGUUUUCAAAUUCCUAAAAAAAUCUGGUUUUUACUUAUUAUUUUCCACUGAGUCAGUUACUUGACGCUUUAAUUAGUUCUACAGUGAAGCCUCAAUUAUCCGGCCUCUUCAUAGCCAAAGUCAACUUCCAGUCAAAACUUUUAUAAAUACAUAGAAAAUAAGCAUUUUAGAUGAAAUUUUUAAAUUUUCAACCUUAUUUAGAGAAAUUCAUAAAUUCGACUUCUAUCAAAUUUCCGAAGGAAAAUAUAGAGACGUACGUAAAUAACGUGGAUUUCUAGAUCUUAUUUUGCAAUUUUUGGCUUUCUAUUUUCGAAGAAAUUUUACAAAUUUUGCUUCAUUUCCACUAGUUUUUCGAAAUCAAACGCCCAGAAUUCAUCAAAAUCUUUUUUUUUUUUGAGAUUAUUAAAACUCUAUUUUUUGAUUGAAUGGAAAAAUUUGAAUUAGAUACUUAAUUUAUUUUACCAUGUGUAAAGAAAAAGAAAAACUGGAAUAAAAAAAGAUCAGAGUUUGCGCAAUUUUAAUAAAAACCAAUUGAAACAAAAAAUAGACACAGCUAAAUUUGUUAUAAAAACACGUCGGCCAUUUCAUAUUUUAAAGAAGAACUUUGGAUUACAAAGAGGUAAGUGCUAAAAAUGUUAAAAAAAAUUGAGUGCUCGUUUUAAAAAUAACACCCUAUACAUAAAAUUCCAUUUCCCCCUAUUUGUGACCACUUUCUGAAGUAAAUAUUUUGAUUUGUCGUUCUCCACGUGCAAGAACAUUGCGGGUACCAAUGUACAUAUAUAAUCGUAGUUGUUAUGUCAUUUUGUACUGAGCCACCAUCACACGAAAGUGUUAUAAUAUAACCCAUCCAGUUUCAUAUCGAUGGUCGACAAGGUAUACAACUGUAGCACCCUAGAAUAGGUAAGUGUGGUGUGAUUUGAGUUGUUUGGUUUGAUAGUUUUCGGACAAAACCGUUAUGCCCACCAAUGCAUUAGUGAAUUUCUGUAAAUAGUUAAACUAAUUGAACUUCUGCGUAUUGUGAUACAGUAAUUGAGGCUAUAAUCGCCGAACUGUAAGCAUGUAACCAGUCAGAAGUUUUGUUUUUGUGUAUAUGUUCCUAAAGAAAUCAAAAAAUUACUCAAAUGUCAGGGCACAGCAGACUUUUUGCUUCAAAAACUCGCCCGUGAUUGAAGGGAUCAUCAACACGAUUUUAAAUUUUUUAUGAUUAUAUACCGGCGCUUGUAAAUAAAAUUGCAUUGUAUUUUAAUUAAGUAGAGCUUAGAAUAUGUGGAAAGACUGUCGCAUCUAUGGUAUUUUAUGUCUUGUGCUCAUUUCACUGCUUGUACUAGUUGAGUGUCUUUAAAACCAAAUUAUGUCCGUCAUAUACGCACUUUUAUCACUAUUGCACAAUAGCUGUUACGAAAUGUUUAUCAAAUAUUGGAUUUUUAUUGUUAAUCUUUAUUCAUUCAAGGCUCUGGCGUGUUGUCCACUAUACUGACCACGGAGUCUGUUACUUUAUCAAAUGCCAAUACAAAUGUUGUUAAGUAUAACAAAAUGACGCUUAUAUUAUAAAAAGUUUGUAAUGUAUAUAAGCAGGGUCUAGCAAGUUGACUGAGUGACGUAACACGUUGAGUUUAUAGUAUUGUUGUUAAAUCUAAAGUAUUGUUGUGUAAUUUUGUAUUAUUGUGUUUACGCUAAUUGGAAUGUUUUUUAAAAAUUACAUGGAAAGACGCUGAGUGAUAAUAUAUCAUUAACCAAA